AUGACAGAGGCUCUUCAUAUGACGCCACAACCGCAACAUUUAUAUGACCAACCUAAAGAUUAUAUUUCUAGAGGUGGUUAUCAGGAUAUAAUGAAAGGUCAGUUUGAUACUGCAAAGACUCUUUUGGAUCAAAAACUCUCACAUUCUAGCGACAGCUCAAACCAAAAUAAAGAUGAAGCUGGUCUUCUGGAUCCAUGGAAGACAAAUUCCACGGAUCAAGAAGAUUAUACAAAAUCCAUUAAAUUCAAUAAACCUUCACAAAAAGAUGAAACUGUUGAUAACGUAAAAAGUUCUAACAACGGCCUUGACGAUUUACUCAAGAGUAGUUUACAAGCGUCUGAUUUGUUUCUCGAUCCAUUUGGUGAAGAGAAUGAAAAACUUAUCCUGUCAAAUUCCUCUUUGUCAGAAGAGGAAAAAAAAGCAAAGAUCAACAGUAUCUUUUCACGAGCUGCUAGCAAUGGAAAUGCUGAAAAAGUAUCUCGAAUGUUAGAUACUGUGAGAGAAUAUAUUGAUAUUGACGCCCAAGAUGAAGAAGGAACUACACCAUUGGUUUACGCUGCGUGCUUUGGGCAUGAUGCUGUUGCAUUCACAUUAUUGGAGGCUGGUGCAAAAGUGGAUGCUCAAGAUAGAUUCGGAUGGACACCAUUAAUGUGGGCUACCAAUAACAAUCACGAUAAAACCAUUCGAUUGUUUUUGGAUAAUGGUGCAGAUGCUGGUGCUAAAUCGGCAAAAGGUAGAACCGUAUUCGAUUUUAUUCCACCUGAAAACCACAAACUUGCCGAAAUCUUUAUAGCUAAUCCUCAACGUGAUAGCUGGUCAAGUGUUAGUAGUAUUAGUCGAUGGUCUAUGCUUAGUGAAUCUGAACACAAAUUAGUAGAACAAUUAGCUGAAGCUGAAAUGAGAAAGAGAAUUUUAAUGGAAAAGGAAGACGAUAAUGAUCAAUUUGAAUUUAUGUGGAACGAUUGCUUGCCAGACCAGAUGAUUGUCUUUGGAGUUGAAGAUAUACCACAUAUUAUUAAAACAGUUAUCACUGGAAUGCAACCGAUCAGAAAUAAAUCUCAAAAACCUGUACCUGCGAAUGUAUUAUUCUUGAGUGCUCGAUUUGCUCAUUAUUAUAGUAGUCCUGAAUUAUUAGAAUCAUUAUUAUUCGAAGUUAUUAAUUCCAUAGAUACUGUUGUCAAGACACGACCCGAUGAUAUGACUCUUUUAUCAUUCUGGAUUUCAAAUUGUACAUUAUUACUGUACUAUCUAAAAAAAGAUUCAGGUCUUGCUAGCGCUACAGUUGAAUAUCAAUUAAGGAUCUCUGAACAACUUCAUGAAACAUAUGUAUUUUUGAUAAGAGAUGCCGAAAGACGAAUUGAAAAAGUAUUAGAAUCUUCAAUGUUAGAAUAUGAUGCCAUCCCUGGAAUGGAUGAUGUUCGGUUCGAAGGUGAAUGGAGGGUUUUCAGAAAUUUCACUCGGAGAUCAAAAAGCCCUCAAGAAAAUGGCUAUACAACCCCGUCAAGACCUUCAUCUAUCAAUCUAAAAAGGAAUUCCUCUUCAAAUAUGAUACCUUUUCGUACUCCUGCAUCUCCACGGCAACGAAGCGCUCCAUCUCCCCGCAAUAUUACUUCCCUUUUAUCCUCUACACUUUUUAUACUUCAAACUUAUGAAGUUCAUCCGAUGAUCAUUGACCAAGCAAUGCAAAUUCGUCUUAAUGUUUCUGUUAUUGAAGAUUGGGUCCGCACCAACAAUUUAUCACUAUCUCUUAUAUCACAUUUCCAACCUUUGAUUCAACUUUUACAAUUGUUGAUGUGCUGGUCUCAGAUGACUGAUUUUGCAUUUUUAGUGCAAACUACUAAAGAACUUAACCUUAUUAAUCCUGCACAACUUAAGCGAGUCAGUAAAAAUUAUAAAUAUGAGGUUAAUGAGCCAAAGAUAACCGAAGAGUGUCAACAGUAUAUUUUACAAUUAGAAGAGGAUACUGAACGACGGAAAAAGCGUUAUUCAACUGAAAGUAUACGGAGCGAUCGAAGUGAUGCUUCAAGUAUCAUUUACUUAACAGUAUCGCCGACAUUACCACCUUGUGGUGAGCCUAAUUGGGAGGAUGAUGAUGACUUAAUGGAAAUGAAGCCUAGUGAUUCAUUAUUACCGUUUGCUAUACCGACUAGUACUGAGAUGUUGGCAAACUUUGGUACCAAGAAUAAAGAGUCUGACCCUAUUAUACCUAUUGUGCCCGAUGAAUGGAUGGAAAAAUUGGACGUUGGAAUGCGACAUGGUACUAGCGGUGUUGUUGAAGAACUAACAUUAAAAUGGGAGGCUGAAUAUUUGGAGGAGGAUGAAGAAGAUGAUGGCGUAUUAGAAUAA
Racocetra fulgida is the source of this 2346-nucleotide messenger RNA. Lineage: Eukaryota; Fungi; Glomeromycota; Glomeromycetes; Diversisporales; Gigasporaceae. The record is from the annotation of a GenBank genome assembly.